Drosophila erecta is the source of this 628-nucleotide messenger RNA. It is a transcript of the gene RpL35, whose product is annotated as 60S ribosomal protein L35. Gene Ontology annotation, cellular component: ribosome; cytosolic large ribosomal subunit. Gene Ontology annotation, molecular function: structural constituent of ribosome; mRNA binding. The transcript has 3 exons. Gene Ontology annotation, biological process: translation; maturation of LSU-rRNA from tricistronic rRNA transcript (SSU-rRNA, 5.8S rRNA, LSU-rRNA). Bases 157 to 528 code for a protein of 123 amino acids. The record is from RefSeq and is a predicted model, not a curated record. NCBI's taxonomy places the organism in Eukaryota, Metazoa, Arthropoda, Insecta, Diptera, Drosophilidae.
ACCCCUAGCACCUCUUCUUCUUUCCUUUUCUUUUCGCCGCGUUUCCGGAGAGGUUGCGUUAAGCCACGUGCUGAAUUUCUUGAUUUGCUAGUUUAGUGAAUACGGAGAAUUCGUCUUUUUUUUCUGUGCUAAGUGUUAAAUAGCAGAGCUAGAAAAAUGGUGAAGGUUAAGUGCUCCGAGCUGAGGACGAAGGACAAGAAGGAACUCACCAAGCAGCUGGAUGAGCUCAAGAAUGAGCUGCUCAGCCUGCGCGUGGCUAAGGUGACUGGAGGAGCUCCCUCCAAGCUCUCCAAGAUCCGCGUUGUCCGCAAGGCCAUCGCCCGCGUCUACAUCGUGAUGCACCAAAAGCAGAAGGAGAAUCUACGCAAGGUCUUCAAGAACAAGAAGUACAAGCCCCUGGAUCUGCGCAAAAAGAAGACCCGCGCCAUCCGCAAGGCUCUGUCUCCGCGUGAUGCCAACCGCAAGACCCUCAAGGAGAUCCGCAAGCGCUCCGUCUUCCCCCAGAGGAAGUUCGCCGUCAAGGCCUAGGAUGCAUCCAGAUACUCUCUGUCUAUAGUGCGUGUUAAGGGUUCUUCGGUUCAAUGAAGAAGAAAAACGAAAUAAAAUCUUUUUUUUAAAGUGAAAAAUA